This is a messenger RNA of Acaromyces ingoldii, 1214 nucleotides long. RefSeq lists its product as hypothetical. NCBI's taxonomy places the organism in Eukaryota, Fungi, Basidiomycota, Exobasidiomycetes, Exobasidiales, Cryptobasidiaceae. Bases 75 to 1127 code for a protein of 350 amino acids. Gene Ontology annotation, cellular component: nucleus. The transcript has 2 exons. Gene Ontology annotation, molecular function: ubiquitin protein ligase activity. The record is from RefSeq and is a predicted model, not a curated record.
CAUAUACGGUCCCAUCGCGGGCUUCUGUCGUGUGCCUCGAACCCCCUCUCCGCCUUCUGCCGUCACCUUACAGGAUGCCGCGGCACAGCAAGAACAACACGGCCUCUGGCCACUUUACAAAGGCCGAGUUCGAGAUGCUGCGCGAUGUCUGGGGCAGCCAGCGUGCCCGACUGGGAGCCGAGUCGAUGCGGCACUAUGACCAGUGCGCGCUGUGCCUGCACACCGUCGAGCAGCCCGUGUGCUGCAGCAAGGGACAUCUCUUCUGCAAAGAGUGCAUCCUCACGAACCUCGUCGAGCAGAAGCGAGAUAUUGCCGCGCUCAAGGCGACGCUGGCGAGGCUCGACCGGGAGCAAGAGGAGGAAAAGGCCAGGGCGAGACAAGUGGCCAUUGAGCGCGUCCAGCGCGACUUUGAACAGAUCCACUCGGGCGUCGGGAGAACGGAGAGGGGCCGGGAAAGAGGCGCAAGGAGUAGCGCAAGUCCGCCUCCGAGAACGAGGAACCGAUCGGCAUCGCCGCGUGGCGACGAGGGCGAAGGGGGUCUGGCUUCGUCACUCGCCAAGCGCAUCUCGUCGCAGACCGAACGGGCCAUCGCUGCAGCGUUGGCCGAGGUUGAGGCAGAGCAGCUCGCCAAGCGCAAGGCUUCCAUCCCCUCCUACUGGCUCCCUUCCCUCACGCCAACAUCUCACACGGACGCAAAGCAGCGGAGCAAAGACGUUGUUGCGCAGGCAAAGAACAUCGAGGGCACUCGCUGCUUCGUCGCAGACAAGCUCGGGCACGACGUCAGCAUCAAGAACCUCGUCGACGUUAAGUUUGUCAAGGCUGAAACCCAAGCUGAGGGAGAGGGGAAUCCAAAAGUAGUCUGUCCAAGCUGCAAAAAGACGCUGGGGGAUGUAACGAGGCUCGUUGCACUCCGACGAUGUGGCCACGUAUUUUGCAAGUCCUGCGUCGACACGCUCAUACUGCCCUCCCUGAAAGACGCAAAGGAAGGACGGACAUCGUGCUUGGAAUGCAACAAGGCCGUCAAGGACGGACAGCGGGACCUCAUCGAUCUGCAGCGCGAGGGCACAGGCUUUGCAGCGGCCGGCACUCUCGACACAAAGGUCAAGGGUGUUUCCUUCCAAGGUUGAGUCAUACGCUGCUGGCAUCGAGUGAACAGAAAGCAUCCAAUUGUACUUCUAUAAUGAUUGUCACAUGUGCUUGUGAGAGAGAAAGAG